GGCAAAUCUCGUUUGCGAGAAGUCAUUUGCAACCAUGACGGACGCAGGCUUUUUUAAGGGCACAACUGCUGAGCAAGACAAUCGUUUUGCAGACAAAAAGAAGAAAUUGAUGAAAUCCAUGAGAUUUGCAGAGAACUUGGAGAAAAAGGUUGACAUGGCGAAGGUGAACGUUGAUACGUUAAAACCAUGGAUUGCGCAGAAGAUUACAGAGCUGCUGGGACUGGAGGAUGACGUUAUUGUUGAAUUUGUAUAUAAUCAGUUGGAGGAAAGGGUAAGAUACAGAACUGGACAAAGGAGUAUCUUUAAUUAUCAAUCUAAUCGAGUGUUCAUUCAAGAGCUGUGGGAGCUUCUCUGCAGUGCUCAAGACAAUGUUGGUAAGCAGAAGAAGGAAGAGAUAAAGAGGAGACAAUUGACUAAUGCGGAACAGGAGCGCAUCCAGGCAAGUCUGAAGCGCCACGAGGAGCACAUCAGUGAGACGCUGGCCAAGGAGAGGUGGGACAGUGAGCGGAAGGACUGGGACCGCAGUCGAUCGCCCAGGCGUGACAGAAACCGAUCGCCAAAAUAUGAAAAGAACAACAAAGUGGAACAAAGGAAAACUCGUAGUAAGUCGAAAUCUUCAAGUCCACCUGUGACAGUGAAGAAAGAGGAAUCUAAAUCAUCUCUUCCUGAUUCAUCAGGCGAUAAAAAUAGCGAAGCUGCUGUCAAGACAGAAGAAAACACAGAUGCACCAACUGACAGAGUGGAGGCGGUUAAAGAUGAAGAUAACAAGACAGAAAAUACAAAUGAUGUCACAGACAAAAAUGAUGACAAAGAAAACGAUGUGGAAAAGAAAGACAAAAAACCUAAGGACAAAUCGAAAUCAAGGUCCAGGAGUAGAGAUCGCAAGAAGCGCCGGUCACGAACUCCAGACAGAAAGAGAAAAAGAAGUCGGGAGCGAUCACGAUCGCGGAAUCGACGCCGGUCACCACGACGGUAUUCUCCUAAACGCUGGUCACGAUCCCGACAGAGACGCCGUUCUCCUCGCAGAUCUCCGCUACGCAGACAUUCGGACAGGAGGUCACCACUGAGGUCAUCAAGGAGAAGUCCUCCCCCAAAGAAAAUGUCAAGAAGAAGACGCUCGCCCAGUUCGAGUUCAGACAGUGACUCUUCCAACAGCUCUGCAGGAAAGAAGAGAACAGGAUUCGCUGGCAAGGGCAAGUAUGACAGUGAUGACAAGACGUCCCCAGACAAGGUGGGCGUACAGCAGCGCCGUCACUACCGCACUCACAUGGACACGGCAGAGGCUGAUUCAUCUUCCGGCUCAGACUCUGACGAACCAUCCAAGUCAAGAAGACGCAGGAGGUCCGGUUCACCUGGUCGUCACAGACGGAGGUCACCGUCUCCAAGACGACGACCCUCGCCGAGAAGAUUUUCUCCAAUGAGAAGACGCAGAUCACCACCAGACCAACCCGUUACAAAAAGGUUUUCGGCUAGACGUCUAAGAAGCGAUUCUGCUCCAAGAGGAAGUAACCGAUUUCCGAGGCGGUCGGUAUCGGACUCGCCACCACGUAGACGUAGAGAUGUGUCACCUUUUGUGAGGAGGUCUCCUUGGAGAGGAAGGCGAUCACCAUCUCCCAUGAGAGGAAGGCGAACCCCAUCUCUCAUUAGAGGUAGAAGAUCACCGUCGCCUGCCAGAGGUAGAAGAUCCCCAUCACCAGUCAGAGGCAGACGUUCACCAUCACCUGUAAGAGGUAGAAGAUCACCAUCACCUGUACGGGUUAGACGUUCACCCUCUCCUGUUCGACGCCGCGGACCCUCUCCUCCAGUGAGGAGACGCAGAAUGUCCAGUUCAGCUUCUCCUCCAAGAGUCAACAAAAAAACGGCAUCAUCAUCAUCUUCAGAUUCUUCAUCUGAUUCAGACUCCUCCCCAGCCAAGGCUGCCGUUGGUGCCUCUCCUCGCAGGCGAAGAUCCCCAUCGCCGGUACGAAGAAGACCAUCGCCACCUCCAAGAAGAAGAGUGUCACCUUCACCUCCACCUAGAAGGCGAUUCUCGGGGUCACCACCCUAUCGGCGGAGACCAUCCCCUUCGCCACCUCAUAGACGACGUACAUCACCUUCCCCACUGCCGGCUAGACGCAGGGCAUCCCCUGCACCCAGACGGCGAUCUCCAUCUUUACCAGGCAGACGGCGAUCUCCAUCUUCACCAGGCAGACGGCGAGGAAUGCAGUCUCCCCCACCCCGGCACCGUCCAUCGUUUUCCCCACCACCCCCCAGGAGGAGGCCCUCUCCAUCACCACCACCUAGGAGAAGGUCACCGCUGCCUGUAAGCCGAAGACGAUCUUCACCAUCACCAAGAAAACCCUGGUCUCCAUCCAGACAAAGAUCGGAGUCGCCACCUCCCAAGCGACGCCAGCCACUGUCGCCUAACAAAAACAGGACGACAUCUCCAUCACCUGACCGAUUGCAGAAAGUCUCAGUAGAAAAGGCAGCCAGACGGAGAGGCGGUUCUUCAUCGUCGUCAGAAUCUCCUCCAAGAAGACGGCCUCGGCUGUCCACGGAACGAGAUGGUAGCGAGUCACCAGUCAGGGUUGUUAAGAGAAUUCCACUGUCUCCUUCACAGCGAAGGCAGAGGUCUGUGUCGGCUUCACCCCCUCCGCGGAAGUCAUUUUCACCUUCUAGAGAAGGCAAAUCAGUUCCCAAACGUCCACAUCGCAACAGCAGUUCAUCACCAUCUCUUCGUAAGAACAGCUACCAGGGCACUUCACGAAAUCGGUCCCGCGAGAAUUCCCCCGAAGACGGCGGUUCGCCAUCGUAUCGGGCAAAAAGACGCUCUCGUUCUUCACAUAGUCCAGAUGUGAGAGUCAAAAGACGACGUCCAUCGGAAUCGGAAUCGUACUCCAAAGGAGAGUUUGAACAGUUGGACAGAGGUGAUGGAUACCAGAGGGUGAUCACAGUAAAAAAAGAGGAAUUGUCGGAGGGAGCUCGAAGAGGAGAAAGAAUCACUAGUCCUCAGCAGAAUGGGGAGACUCCCAAAAAGAAAUCUAAAUUGGAAAAGGCAGCUUCUGGAAGUGAUUCUGAGUCUUCUGAUGAUCAAGGUUCGAAGAAGAAGAAGAAAAAGAAGGAUAAGAAACACAAGAAGCAUAAGAAGCACAAGAAGCACAAGCACAAGAAAACUGAAAAAGAUGAUGUGUUGUCUGAAAGUGGAGAUGCAGAAAGCUUGGAGGAGCUCGAGAGAAAGUUACGAGAGAAGGCUUUAGAGUCGAUGAAAGCAAAGGCAGUUGAAGCAGGAGAUGGGUAGAAUGGUGAAUGACGUCAUCAUGUAGCAUUUAAAAAAGAUGAAUGGUGUAUCACGCAAUUGUUAAAAUGGUGAGCGAUGUAUCAUGGGACUAUUGAAAUAGUGAAUGACAUGGCGUGAUUAAAAAUUGUGAUUGACUACCACGUGACGUUUAAAAAUGGUGACUGAUGUUGUUCGCACAACUGAUAAAAAUACCAUCACAGUAACCUGAGGUGAGAAGUCAGUUAUCCAGAUUUUGUGAUGAACCCUGUCUCGCUAAACAGUACAAUGAUACUUCAUUUUAUAAAGAUGUGAGCCAGAUUCUGUGCUAAAUCGGUUCAUUUAUCCUUUAAACUUUACAACACCAGUCUCGCUGGAGUAACUUGUUCAGUUUGAGGGUAGUACUGUGUUUGUUCCAUAAUUAAAACCCAUUGUAUAUUUCAUUGAUUUUAAAUGUUUAAUCCAUAGUUUAUUGCAUUAUUUUCUGGGUUUUUUGUUUUGUUUUUUAGGUAGGAAAAUGAACAAUGAUGUUUUGUUCUGCGGUCAUGCACUGUUGUUCAGAAUAUAUUUUCUGAACGAUUUAAACUUCAUAACUCGUGCAUUAUAACCAUAUGGAAAUAAAUUAUAAUACAUUGGGGGGAGGGGGGUUCAGAAUUUGCGAGUAUUACAAUAUAUUUCUUAUAGUCAUUGGAAAAGAUAUAAUUAAAAAUUUGAAGUUUAGAUAAGUAUUAUUUUAUAUGAAAAUAUAUUUUUGGGAAAAACAAGACUGGGGUUUUUAUAUGAGUAAAAUACAAUGUUAACUGACAAUGUCGGUGUUGUUCCUUGUCCUAAUCUAUGCACUAUUGCAUAAUUAGUAGAAAUUAAACCCAUUGCUGAUAACAUUGUCCAAUAAAAAUUUAUUGGUGUGUUUAAUGUUGAAUAAUUAAAUUGCAAAUUAUUAAAGAUGAUUAAAAUUGGAAUUGUUAUUGCAUUGGUACUUUAUGUGGUGUUCGAUAGAAAUAAUUAGUGUGUCUUACAUUUUCCUUUAGUAUUUUUGUGGAAAAUCUACAUUUUGUGAACCUUUUAUUCAAUUGAGUAAUAAAGCUGCAUAUUAGAUAUAAAUAAUAUAUGGCAGCAAGAAGUAUUUUUGCAGUACUAAGAAUUAGCAUGAAAUUUAAAAAAUGGCAUAAUUAAUUUUCCAACUGCUUCAUGAUUUUUAUCUCACUGGACCUUUGAAUUCUGUUGCAAUUAAUUUUUAAUCAGGAUUAAGCCAACUAGAAAAGUUUUUCAACAGAAUAUUAAGAUUUUUAAGAAAGGAUUUAUGAUUUUAGUUGAAAUAAUAUUUUUUGUGUGCCUUUUUUGUGCAGAAAGUCCAUUCCAGUUCAGUCUAAUGGAAUAACAGAAAUGAUAUAUUCUGAAUUUCAGCAGUUGUAAGCAUUACCAUCUUUGAUCAUCAUGUAUACAUACAUCCUCUUAUUGUAUUGCCAAUUAUGUCACUUUUAUUAUGGUUAUUGGAUGUCUCAAUCCUUAGUUUUACAGAAAAGCUAUGGAUUUUGGACACUUUGAAGGUGUUUUAACACCUAUUUUAAAUAGAAUAGACUUCAAAUAAUAAAGAUUAAGUUUUGUUCAGUAAACCUGAAACAGGAUUUUCAUUCUUUUACAAGACCGAUUUAAAAAAAACCCACCACUUGCCAUAUAAAUCAUACACGAUUAUCAAUGUUUCCAGGACUUGCGCUUAUAAAACUAAAGAAUCUACACUUAAAUCUUUAAUUACCCCACAUGCAUGCAAUUUUUAUGGAAUUGCCCUUACCGUUACGUCUUUAGAUGUUAUUAAAAAUGUCUUGAUUUUUCAGUAGUAUGGGGCUUUAGUGAAUGUUACUGGACAUUUGCAGUGUGUAGAUUGCGUGGAUACAAUUGAUUGUUUUAGAAACCUCACACUUGCAUACAUACAUACAUGUAUAUUGCAGCAUAAUGUCUGUUAUCUCAACUUGUAUGCAAUAUUUUUCCUGGUUUCUGUGUAAGAAAUUGUAAGUCAUAUCACUAUGGUAAAUGUUAUGCAUUUUUUCUGCAAGUUAGUCUGCUAAGAAUUAUCAGGUUUUAAAUUGUGUAGAAACUAUUUUGUACAUAGAAAUUAUGGUUAACACUUCUAUACAAUUGUUGCUAUUGAAGACAUGAUUACUUGAUUUUGUUCUAACAACAAUAAAUUACUAAAAUAC
This is a messenger RNA of Gigantopelta aegis, 5448 nucleotides long. RefSeq names its product serine/arginine repetitive matrix protein 1-like. Gene Ontology annotation, biological process: regulation of mRNA splicing, via spliceosome; mRNA processing. The coding region runs from base 35 to 3277 and encodes 1080 amino acids. The record is from RefSeq and is a predicted model, not a curated record. Lineage: Eukaryota; Metazoa; Mollusca; Gastropoda; Neomphalida; Peltospiridae. Gene Ontology annotation, cellular component: spliceosomal complex. Gene Ontology annotation, molecular function: RNA binding. The transcript has 15 exons.